UUGAUUCUUAUGAAGGGCCUUCACGAAUGAGGAGGAGGAUUCAGCAUGCAAACACCCGAGCGACAAUGACGCAUAUGAAGAAUGAGGUUCUCCUAGCAAACAGAAAUGAAACAAGCCCCACUGCUGAAAUGAAUCCAGGAGAGCUGACAGUAAAUGGAGCAGAAAGGGAGAUGGAUAAGAAGGGAUUGGAUUGUAACCAGCUAACAUUCUUCCCCGCUCUGCAUGAAAGCUUCCAUUCAGAAGACUUCUUGGAACUGUGUGUGGAGAGACAAAUUAUAUUGCAGGAGUUUGCAGAGAGCGAAAAGGUCACAUUCAAGUGCUCUGUGGCAGUUGUGCAGGGACAUACAGCAUUGGAAGGAGUGCUGCUGUUCGGCAAAGAGCACUUUUACAUCUGCGAGUGCUUUGUGUUAUCCCCUCUAGAAGAAGUCUACUGUACACGUCACUGCUUGUCCAGCAUCACUGAUCCAUUUAUUUUUAACUUAUGUCAUAAAGAUCAUGCUGUGGGAGAUCAGAUGUGUUCCCGUUAUUUGUAUCAUGAUAUAAAAGAGAUUCAUCUGAUGCGCUUUCUUCUGCAGGAGAUCGCCUUGGAAAUAUUCUUCAAAAAUGGUUACUCCACAUUUCUUGUCUUCCAUGAUAGCGACCGAAAUAAGAUAUUUAAAAGGUAA
Phaethon lepturus (White-tailed tropicbird) is the source of this 665-nucleotide messenger RNA. RefSeq names its product WD repeat- and FYVE domain-containing protein 4-like. The record is from RefSeq and is a predicted model, not a curated record. The coding region runs from base 27 to 665 and encodes 212 amino acids. The transcript has 6 exons. NCBI's taxonomy places the organism in Eukaryota, Metazoa, Chordata, Aves, Phaethontiformes, Phaethontidae.